Molecule: messenger RNA, 1641 nt
Organism: Panicum virgatum (switchgrass)
Lineage: Eukaryota; Viridiplantae; Streptophyta; Magnoliopsida; Poales; Poaceae
Product: UDP-glycosyltransferase 83A1-like
Exons: 3
Coding region: 95-1468 (457 amino acids)
Molecular function (GO): UDP-glycosyltransferase activity
Source: RefSeq, a predicted model, not a curated record
GUGACAUCUGACAUCCAGCACAAGCAACUAAUCCUCGCGGCCUCGUCAGGCGCCACACCGACACUGCUCCUCUGCAACCGCGCGAGAGAGCACCAUGGCCAAGGGUCACAUCCUGGUGCUGCCAUUCCCGGCGCAGGGCCACGUCACCCCGUUCAUGAAGCUCUCCCACCGCCUGGUCGACCACGGCUUCGAGGUCACCUUCGUCAACACUGAAGCGGAUCACUCGCGGGUGCUCGGCGCGCUGCAGCCGGCGGGCGGCGCCACAGCGCUGGGCGGCAUCCACCUCGCAUCCAUCCCUGACGGGCUGGCCGACGACGACGACCGCAGGAACCUCGGCAAGCUCCUGGACGCCUGCUCCUGGCACGUGCCGGGGCACCUGGAGCGGCUUGUCACCGAGAUGGAGGCGGCCGGGAGGCCCAAGGUGAACUGGCUCGUCGGCGACAUGGUCAUGAGUCCCUGCUUCGAGGUCGCCAAGAAGCUCGGCAUCAGGGUCGCCUCGUUCUGGACGGCGUCGGCGGCGUGCUUAGCAAUCAUGCGGAACGCCUCCAAGCUGAUAGAGGAAGGACUCAUCAACGUCGAGGGUUGGGCAGAGCGGGACGAGACGUUCCAGCUCGCCCCCGGGAUGCCGGCGAUCCAGACAUCGCGGAUGCCGUGGCUGGACGGGACGGGCACGCCGGUAGGGCCACCGGCCAUGCUCGAGCUGAUCCUACGGUUCGCCAAGCUCAAGAGCCUCGCCGAGGUGGUCGUCUGCAACUCGUUCGACGAGGCCGAGGUCGGCGCGUUCAAGCUGUACCCUGAAUUCCUGCCCAUCGGCCCGCUGGUCGCCGACCGGGAGCUCAAGAAGCCGGUGGGCCACUUCCUGCCGGAGGACGAGCGGUGCGUCAAGUGGCUGGACGCGCGGCCGGACCGGUCCGUCGUGUACGUGGCCUUCGGCAGCAUGGCCAUCUUCGACCCGCGCCAGUUCGAGGAGCUCGCCGAGGGGCUCGAGCUCGCCGGCCGGCCGUUCCUGUGGGUGGUGCGGCCGGACUUCGCCGCCGGCCUGAGCGAGUCGUGGUUCGCCGAGUUCCGGCAACGCGUCGCCGGCACGGGCAUGAUCGUCAGCUGGUGCCCCCAGCAGCAGGUCCUGGCGCACCGCGCGGUGGCGUGCUUCGUGUCGCACUGCGGGUGGAACUCAACCAUGGAGGGCGUGAGGAACGGGGUGCCGUUCCUGUGUUGGCCCUACUUCACCGACCAGUUCAUAGACCGGAGCUACAUCACCAACGUGUGGCGGACCGGUCUGGCAGUGUCGCCCAACGCGGACGGCAUCGUGACCAAGGAGGAGCUGAGGAGCAAGGUGGAGCAGGUCCUCGGCGACGGCGACAUCAGGGAGAGGGCUCGGGUCUUCAUGGAUGCUUCUCGCCGGUGCAUCAGAGGAAGUGGAUCGUCGUGCGAGAACUUCAACAAGUUUGUGAACCUGCUAAGUGAAUGAAAACGAUAUGAUGCACGAGAUCGUGCAUGUAAACUCGUGGGGUACCUCAGCUAGUCGAUUGUGUACACUUGCAUAAAUAGAUUGAAAAUCUAUCAGAUAAAAAAAACAUGUACCUUCCUUUCAAGAAAGGAAAAGUUAAAAGAAAAUGCAGGGUUGCAGCUAUAAAUUUCUUC